AUGGAUGCAGCUCAAAUCCAAGCAAUCGUGGAGGCUGCAGUCGCAGCAGCACUGCAGAACCAGAACGUUCUGAAUGCGAUCCGACCGCAACAAGCCAACCCAACAGCAGUCGCAUUUGCAGUCACACCAGCUGGAACAGGUGACGACGCAUGGGACUUUACCUCGCCUACUGGACUCAGAAUCUUCAUGGCUUCAAUCACCCCUUUCACGAUCAAGUACGACGGAAAGGAGCAGUACCUCCGUGAUUUUCUGCGUCAGAUCUGGCAGAGAGCUGAAUCGUUCGGAUGGGUGUCUAUCCUGCUAGUCGCGGAUGCCAACGGCACGGUCAGGAACAUCACCAACCAACACGGAUGUUUGACAAAGAGCAACGUCAGAAACCACGCAGUCACGUACCUUAGACAGCAAGGAAGAAAGCAUCAAGCAUCAGUUUGCCUUCGCAAACUCAUCAUGGGAUCAAUCACUUCGCGAAUGGCCGAUAGACUGAUCACCAGAAGAAUCGACUAUACAGUCAAUGCGGCACCAGCGGCAGCACAACCGGAUGCCGCACCUCCUGCCCCAAUCAUGAAGGAAGAUGGCACUUGUAUGCUCUUCCAGUUGAUCAGGAUGGUUUCGGUAGAGACCAUGACCACAAUCGCUAUCAUCACCAAGAAGCUCAACAACUUGGAGCACAUCAUGGAGACAGCCAAGUCCAACGUCGUGCUCUUCAACACCAUGGUCGAGGACUUGAUCACCCAGUUGCAAGCCAGGAGUGCUCAGGUCCCUCCAAUGAUAGCCAACCUGUUCGAUGGAUAUGCUAACUGCACCGACUCAGCAUUUGUCAAGUAUAUGGAGACCAAGAGAGACUCAUACGAAGAUGGAACACUCCUGUUGGACAACCAUGACAGCAUCAUGAUCAUCGCUCUUGAGAAGUACAAGAUCAUGGUUGACAGGAAGAUUUGGCUCAGGAAGUCCGAGGAACAAAUGGAGAUCAUGACUCUCAAAGCCGAGGUCACGAAGCUCCGUGGAAAGCCAAACUCCAAGCCAACGUCAUCCACGAAGCCACCAAGUGAAGGCAAGAAGGGAAAGGACGACGACAAGUUUGCCUGGAAGCUGGUAUCACCAAAGGAAGGAGAUCCUCAGCAGAAGACUGUCAACGGAAAGAAGUACAUCUACUGCCCAUACCACCAGACAACCAAGUGGGUCCUGGAGGUGAACAACAAAGGAGUGGUGCAUCGCACUGGAUGUGAGAAGAUGAAGGAGGCGCUCACCUCGAACAAGGCAACCGAGGGAACCGAUGACAAGACAUCCGAAGCAGCAGCACUUACCAACGCCAUUGAGGACGCAGGAACCAACACCCUGCUCCCCAUCAUCGAGGACGAAGAGCUUUGA
Molecule: messenger RNA, 1368 nt
Organism: Seminavis robusta
Lineage: Eukaryota; Bacillariophyta; Bacillariophyceae; Naviculales; Naviculaceae
Source: the annotation of a GenBank genome assembly